AUGAACACCUUCUUGUUAUGGUGGUGGGAAGUCGACAAUGAGCUAGACAAGCUCGCCCGCACACUUCUCACCAUUUCAGUUCCCACACUACUACUUCUGUGGUACAAAUGGAUAUCGUAUUACAGAAAGCACAUACAACCCUUACCACCGGGUCCCUAUGGCUUACCAGUUGUAGGGUAUCUCCCGUUUCUCGGCUCCAACUUGCAUGAAAGUUUCACUAAGAUGGCUCACCGAUAUGGCCCCAUCUUCAGUCUCAGGCUCGGAAGCAAGCUUCAUGUUGUCGUGAACUCCAUGGAGCUCGUAAAGAUCGUGACUCGUGACCUGGAUCAUAUCAUGGCAAACCGCAGUCCUCCAUUAGCAGCGCUAACCAUGAGCUAUGGUGGGAACGAUAUUGCAUGGUCCAACAGCGACACACACUGGCGUAACAUGCGCAAGAUUUUAGCAAACCAACUUUUCAGCCAUAAAAAUCUAAAAGGCUGUCAGAGUUUCCGAACAUAUGAAGUCAGAAGACUGGUGAAAGAAGUUUACAGUAAACUCGGGACAAAGAUCGAUAUUAAUGAAAUUGCUUUCAACACCGAGGUUAACGUUGUGACAAGCAUGUUAUGGGGUUCUAGCAAAUCAACUGGUGAUGGGAACGAUUCUAGCUCAAUUGGAGAUGGCUUCCGAGAAAUUGAGUUCAAGAUUGUGAAGUUAUCGACAGCUUCAAACAUCUCUGAUUUUCUACCUAUGCUAUCAAGGUUCGAUCUACAAGGAAGGCAGCGAGAAAUGCAGAUGCUUUGGGAAUACGUCGAUCGGAUAUUUGAGAGCAUUAUCCAAGGAAGAAUGGAAGCCAACUCCCGAAAAAAUGAGGCAGAAGCUGAAGAAGAUCAAAGGAAGGAUUUCGUUCAAGUAUUACUCGAGCUUAAAGAGCAGAAAGAUGCUGCAAUAUCAUUAGACAUCGUUAAAAUAAAGGCCCUACUAAUGGACGUAGUGCUCGCGGCUACAGACACAACAUCUACAAUGGUUGAAUGGGUGAUGACAGAGAUUUUGAAGAAUCCAGGCGUAAUGAAAAGAGUACAGGAUGAAUUAACGGAGGUUAUUGGCAUGAACGUUGUCGAAGAAUCUCAUCUGCCAAAAUUAACAUAUUUGGAUGCAGUCAUCAAGGAGACAUUUAGGGUACACACUCCCGUUCCUCUGUUAUUCCAAAGAUGCCCAGAUGAAUCCUGCACUGUUGGCGGAUACACCAUUCCAAAGGGUACUAUCGUCUAUAUGAAUGCUUGGGCAAUCCAUCGGGAUCCCAAGAACUGGACCAAUCCAUUGGAGUUCAAGCCUGAGAGAUUCGUGAUCAACAAAUGGGAUUACCAAGGAAAUAAUUUCAAGUUUUUACCAUUUGGAUCAGGGAGAAGAAUAUGCCCAGGAAUCUCACUUGGGGAGAAGAUGUUGAUGUAUAUAUUGGCAUCGCUGUUGCACUCAUUUGAUUGGAACUUGCCAGAAGAUGAAGAGUUUGAGCUUUCUGAUGAGUUUGGACUUGUGACAAAGAAAAGGAAACCACUUAUAGCCAUACCCUCUCAAAGGUUAUCUGAUGCAAGCCUCUACUCUUUUUGAUAGAGGAUUAUAUAUCUCUCAAUAAAGGGUUCUACCGUUUGUAUAAAAAUGUUAUGUGAGUGUUCAGAUAUGUGAAAUCCGUUACCUUCCCAUCUCCUCAUUUCUUGUAAUUCUUUGUGGUAAUAAUAUUUUUGUGAAUUCUGUAUUUUCUUGCACAUCAUUGUCGGUUCAUGAGAUGACAAAUCAACUUUGGAAAGAAUGUGAAAGAAAC
This is a messenger RNA of Lactuca saligna, 1795 nucleotides long. The record is from the annotation of a GenBank genome assembly. NCBI's taxonomy places the organism in Eukaryota, Viridiplantae, Streptophyta, Magnoliopsida, Asterales, Asteraceae.